AUGACCUCUUGGGCUGUCCUGCUCAUCGCCUCAGUGCUCCUGGUCGCCCCAGGGCUGGCCUUUUCCAGUCUGACCCCUGAGCACCAUGACCAGGCAACAGCCCAUCUGUGCAAUGGAAAUGAGUUGUGCCAGGGCCUGUCCCCGGAGGAUCCCCAGGGUGACCUGGUGCUCCAAAGAGAGGAGCUGAACCUAAUCUGUGGUUAUUGUCAGAAGAUAAUGCAGAUGUUGAAGGACAUGGUGGGAAAUAAUCCCAGCAAGAAUGUCAUCAUCCAUGCGACCUCCAAGGUAUGCAACAAGAUGGGGCUGCUGAGCAUCCUGUGCAAGAUGAUCAUGAAGAACUUUCUCCAUCGCAUCUGUCAGGACAUCUUGGCUAGGAAGAAGCCUCAGGCCAUCUGUGUGGACAUCAAGCUGUGCAAGGGCAAGGCAGGUCUCAUCUGA
This is a messenger RNA of Dama dama (fallow deer), 438 nucleotides long. RefSeq names its product antimicrobial peptide NK-lysin-like. Gene Ontology annotation, biological process: defense response to bacterium; lipid metabolic process; antimicrobial humoral immune response mediated by antimicrobial peptide. The record is from RefSeq and is a predicted model, not a curated record. Gene Ontology annotation, cellular component: cytolytic granule. Lineage: Eukaryota; Metazoa; Chordata; Mammalia; Artiodactyla; Cervidae. The transcript is spliced from 5 exons. Bases 1 to 438 code for a protein of 145 amino acids.